Venustampulla echinocandica is the source of this 3183-nucleotide messenger RNA. RefSeq lists its product as uncharacterized. NCBI's taxonomy places the organism in Eukaryota, Fungi, Ascomycota, Leotiomycetes, Helotiales, Pleuroascaceae. The record is from RefSeq and is a predicted model, not a curated record. The coding region runs from base 1 to 3183 and encodes 1060 amino acids. The transcript is spliced from 4 exons. Gene Ontology annotation, molecular function: protein binding; aspartic-type endopeptidase activity. Gene Ontology annotation, biological process: proteolysis.
AUGUUCAUACCAUCAACCGAAGGGUGCUCGACUGAGGAUCGAUGGGAAGUCCAUCGGGAGACAAUAUGCAAGCUGUUUCUCGAGGAGAAGAAAACGUUGAAGGAAGUUCGAAGCAUCAUGGCUUUACAAAAUUUCCAUGCAUCGGAAUGGAAAUUCGAAUCGAAAUUGAGAGACAGCUGGGGCUUGUCGAAGAAGUUAAAGAAAACCGAUUGGCCGGUUAUCAAGCACCACCUCUCGAAAAGAGCCAGACAAAACAAGAGAAGCGAAAUAUUGUUACAUGGUAUCCGCAUUCCCCAGCACAAAGUUCGUAAAGAAGUCAAUCGGAACCGUGCCAACGCUGUUCAUUUGCAAAGGGUUGGAAGCCCAAUAUUAACAAAUGGGGUUUCUAUUCGAACACCACCCGCUAGUCCUAACCUAUCAAUUCGCGCCCUAGGCAAGUCCAGUACGGCAAGCCCAGGAGCUAUAGCCAAAAGGCCAUCCUAUAUAAAGCCGCCAAGUCCUCAGAUCAUUCCACGGAGUCUUUUAGGCGUGGAAUUUGCCAAUAACAAUGGCCAUGUAUCUUACUGUGGCCCCUCGGUUCAGAAUCAACGUCAAAUGACAACUCAAGGGCUUGAUUACUAUGCCACCAACUUUGCAGCUCUACCCAGCUCUCAAGCUUCACAGGCGCUUAGUUUCUCAUAUGUAUCUCAGGAUGGCGAGAUAUUGGACGGAUAUGAACACAUGAGCACUCUCUCGGAAGUGUGGCUCCCAAUUUUCCUACACAAUACCCCAUGGCAUCAGUUCCAGGAGAUGGCAACAACUUUGUUUGGGAGCCGAAACUUAGCAUGGGCGACCUAUCCGCUCUCCGCACAUCUCUCAGGGGAAAAUUUACAUCCGGAUGAAAGACGACAGUUCUUAUAUGCACUGCUUCCUUCUGCCGUCCGAGGAACGGAUUUUACACCGGAACUGGGCUCCAUGAUGCAGACUCUAAUUCCCGAACGGACUUGUGGAAACCUUUCCCUGACAAUCCAACGACUGUUAGACCCUACGAAGAAAUGCUCUGUUGCUCGAAUUGGAGAAUUGGCCGUGUUCCUCAUCUCGAACAACAUCUUGAACUCGUCGUCGGAUAGAAGUGAAUUUGUACAUUGGAUCAUGAAGUACAAUGCAGCAGAUUUCUUUCGACGACUAUUUCAGAUGAAAACACCAACAGUUCAAGCAGCUUCAAUCCGGCUCUUUGAAAGCAUAGCCCGCCAUGGAAGUGCAUCAGCCUUGCAACUCCUCAUUGAUUCAGGCGCUGAUACAAGUAUCCUUGCCGGGGCUAAAGGUUUCAAAUUUUUGGAAUACGCGGUUUGGAGAGGGGAAUUAGACAUUUCAAGGCUAUUAAUAGAGAUUGGCGCAGAUGUAGACCCUCGUUCUGAUGUCUCACCUGAUAGUCUUGAUACACCGCUCAUUCGUGCAGCAAUGCACCAUGACAUCGGUAUGUUAAGGUGCCUUCUAAAUAAAGGCGCCGACCCGGACUAUAUGCACUAUCUUACCGGUGAUACGGCGCUAUCAGCGGCCGUAAGAGAAGAGGCCCCAGAUUGUAUCAAAGCUCUACUCAAAGCAGGGGCAGACGUUGGAAAGGCCAGCAUAGGCCAAGAAAACGUCCUAGACUGGACGUAUUUGCGAAGCAAAACGGAGAUAUACCGAAUACUUCUAUCCUCGAGCCGCAGAGCGCCGACAUCUUUGGCCCUGGAGGGAAUAAUUUCAGCUGCAAAAGUAGGGACUCCUACCCUAUCUCAGUAUCCUGAGGGUACGACUGAAUCGAACGACUGCCAAACUAGACUUUUGGAGUACUCUUUAUGCGAGGCAGUGAGAUAUCCGAAUCACUCUAUAGCAGUUAAACCUCUUCUGGACCUUGGCGUAGAUCCAAAUACUAGCGUCGUCUUCCGCAGUGGCCGAUGUAUUCCUCUAUGCAUAGCCGCUAAGAGAAAUGAUAUAGAUAUGGCAUCGCUUUUGCUGCAAUCGGGUGCAGAUAUCGACAAACGGGGUGUUCUGUCCGCAGCAGCCAAGGAUGCUAACUGCGUCGAAUUUGUCGACUUCCUUGUUAAGCAUGGAGCAAAUAUAAAAUCGUACGGGGCAGAAGCCCUGGCUGCAGCCGUGGAAGGUGACAAUAUUGCCGGUAUCAGGCUCUUACUUCAAUCGGGGGCGGAUAUAAAUGAGGCUAAGCAUCAGGGUUGUUCUGCUAUUCAACAUGCGGCAAAAAAAGGCAACCUCAACACCCUUGAGUACUUGAUUAGGGAGGGUGCCAACGUAAAUGGGCCACCAUGCAAGCAUCGUGGGUUUACUGCCCUUCACUAUGCUGUGCAAAGGUGUGAUAUUAGCGUCGUCAGACUCCUGUUAAAAGCAGGUGCGCAAGUUGUUCCUCCACCCCAGGCACAAGUGAGCAAAACCUUGUUGGAAGUAUGCGCUCGUAGUAGCUACGUUUCCCUGAAAUAUUUGACUACAGGAACUGUAUCUUGUCAAUCGGAUAUCCUCAAGCUUCUUCUAGACCUAGGGGCCCAGGUUACACAUCCAGGAAUAGAACGAGGACACGUGAGCUGGGAUUCGGCAUUAUCUAGUGCCAUUCGGUUUUGCCCAGAUGAUUAUUUAGUUCACCGCUUGCUGGAUUUCCCCGGAAUCGACGUUAAUCAGAUAGGCAAUGCUCCCAAUACACGGUCACCAAUACAAGCUGCAGCAGCAGUCGGAAGAUUUGAUUUCGUCAAGGAGCUCCUGGCUAGAGGGGCAAACUUGAAUGCUCCUCCUGGGCAAAAAUUCGGAAGAACUGCUCUUCAAGCCGCAUGCAGUACUGAAUUUGCAGAUAUCGGCCUCAUUAUGUUCCUUUUAGGGCAGAAAGCAGAUGUCAACGCUGCAGCAGGUCCCGAGGGUGGUGUAACCGCGAUUCAAGCUGCCGCAAUUCAAGGACAUAUAAAAGUAGUUCUUCUGCUUCUCGAUCAUGGGGCUGAUGUUAACGCCAAUCCCAGCAAAGAGGAUGGGAGAAUGGCUCUUGAUGGAGCCGCGGAACAUGGCCGCUUGGACAUGGUUCAGUUUCUCCUGAAUAUCCGGGCAAAGAGCUGCAAAGCAGGUGAGACUGGAUAUGAUGGAGCUAUAGAGUUGGCCGAAAUGAGACGUCAUUACGCAGUAGCAGAUGUACUAAGAUCUCACUCCAAGAGCCGUCGGGGGUAG